Ogataea philodendri is the source of this 1482-nucleotide messenger RNA. RefSeq lists its product as uncharacterized. Gene Ontology annotation, biological process: fructose metabolic process; fructose 2,6-bisphosphate metabolic process. Gene Ontology annotation, molecular function: ATP binding; 6-phosphofructo-2-kinase activity; fructose-2,6-bisphosphate 2-phosphatase activity. Bases 1 to 1482 code for a protein of 493 amino acids. Gene Ontology annotation, cellular component: cytosol. The transcript has a single exon. The record is from RefSeq and is a predicted model, not a curated record. NCBI's taxonomy places the organism in Eukaryota, Fungi, Ascomycota, Pichiomycetes, Pichiales, Pichiaceae.
AUGACAGAACCCACAGCCGAGAUCGUGGAACCCAAAAUAGCAGGCAACUACUCAGCACGCAAACAGAAUCGAUGGGUACACCAUUCUUUGGAGAAAGAUGCCCCUGCCGGAGACGUGGCCGAAGAAAAAACCGUUCCACCCCACGUCCGUGAAGACGUGGAUGAGAUCCAUAAAACGGUCUCUCGUUUCCAUGUUUCGCCCGCACAGCUCUACUCUACGGACUCAGGUAAACUUUAUCACGCUGGGUCUAUCUGUAUUGUGAUGGUGGGCCCUCCAGCGCGCGGCAAAACCAACUUGUCCAUUAGUUUGUGUCGUUACCUGCGAUGGUUAGGGGUCCGUGCUAAUUUGUUUCAUCUCGGAGACUACCGCAGAAGCAAAACCACUACUGUGCCGUUCGAUUUUUUUGACCCAAAGCCAGAGAGCGAGGAAGCAAAAGAGGUCCGUCAACAACUUAUCAAACUAGCAAUGCAAGAUGUGCUAAACUUUUUCCAGAAUGACAUGGGUCAGGUAGCCAUAUACGACGCAGUUAACGGAGUAAGCUCCGAAAGACGCGAAUUGGCAGAGACAAUGCAGAAAGCCAACGUCAAGGUGGUGUUCAUCGAGAGCCUUAUUGACGACAAAGAACUGCUCGAAAGUAACAUUGCUGAUGCUGCUCAGUCACCUGAUUACCUCAACUGGGAUGAACAAGAGGCCAUCGAAGAUUACAAGAAGCGUAUUGCUGCCGUGGAACACUCUUACGACGAAAUGAACGAGGAAGAAUUAACUUACAUCAAGUUUGUUAACUUUGGAGAAAAGCUUUUGGUCAACAAGUCCAAACACGAUUUCCUCACCACCAAAAUAAUAUUCUACCUGAUGAACUCCAAGAUCAAGAAGGGUUCCAUCUAUUUCGCAAGAUGUUCUAACAACAAGCUGGAUUUCAAGAGUGACCCCCCACUCGAUGCCAAAGGCAGAGACUACGCCAAGAAACUUUCCAGCACCAUGGUGAACCACUUCAAGAGCAGGGGAUAUGACUCUUUGCCAAGCGACCUUUUCGUUUGGACAUCUGUGAGACUCAGGACCACACAGCUAGCUCAAGUGUUCAAGGAUAUGGGUUUGAAUGUCAAACAUCGUCCUGAGAUGACACAAAUGAAUCCUGGAGAUGCUGAUGGCCUUACAGAUGAACAAUUGAAAACCGUUUUCCCGGAGGACUACAAAAAACACCUCCUUGACCCGUAUCAUCACCGGUAUCCAAGAGCUGAGUGCUACCACGAUCUCGCAUUGAAGUUGGAGCCACUAAUCAUGGAGAUCGAGAGAAUGACUAACGAUGUUCUUGUGAUAGCUGAUGAGACAAUUAUUAGAGUCUUCUACGGAUACCUAAUGGCGUCGUCAAGCAGUGACAUUCCGUUUCUGGAGUUCCCACAAUCAGAGAUCAUUAAGAUCACAUACAAUGCAUACAUGAAUCAAGCCACAAGAUUCAAGAUCGAGGGAUUGGAAGGUGUGUAA